Molecule: messenger RNA, 621 nt
Organism: Physella acuta
Lineage: Eukaryota; Metazoa; Mollusca; Gastropoda; Physidae
Product: glycoprotein-N-acetylgalactosamine 3-beta-galactosyltransferase 1-like
Cellular component (GO): membrane
Molecular function (GO): N-acetylgalactosaminide beta-1,3-galactosyltransferase activity
Source: RefSeq, a predicted model, not a curated record
AUGACGUCACCACAGAAUCUUGACACCAAGGCUAAAGCAGUUAAAGAAACUUGGGCGUCUCGGGCUGUAAAUGUUCUUUUUAUGAGUUCCCAGGCCAACUCCAGCUUCCCGGCUGUGGAUGAUGACACGUACGUCAUAGUGGAAAACUUGCUUCACUUCCUGUCAGACAAAAACCAAUCAGAACCCGUUUAUUUUGGGCAGACGUUCAAACCUUUUGUCAAACAAGGAUACAAUAGCGGCGGCGCCGGCUAUGUACUGAGCAAGGAGGCGCUAAGAAGACUGUGCGAAAGGGACGACGCUGAGAAGUGUAUCAAAACAAACACCGACGAAGACGUGGAGAUGGGGCGGUGUCUUGAAAGUCUGGACGUGAGAAUCGGCGAGAGUCUCGACCAGUUCGGGAAAACCCGCUUUCAUGGCUUCCCGCUACAAACUGUAAUGGAUAGCCACUGCGACACGGGAUAUGAAAGCUAUGACUAUUAUAACUGCUCUAAUAAGGGAUGGCAAUGGUUGAGUGACUACGCCGUCACGUUUCACUACAUCUCACCAAUCAACAUGUUUCAACUGGACUAUUUCAUCUACCGCUUGAGGCCGUUUGGAGUCUUCAAUCGGCUGGUUGUCUAG